Messenger RNA from Osmerus eperlanus (European smelt), 2140 nucleotides. It is a transcript of the gene triqk, whose product is annotated as triple QxxK/R motif containing. The coding region runs from base 215 to 463 and encodes 82 amino acids. Gene Ontology annotation, biological process: RNA processing. Gene Ontology annotation, cellular component: endoplasmic reticulum membrane. The transcript has 4 exons. Lineage: Eukaryota; Metazoa; Chordata; Actinopteri; Osmeriformes; Osmeridae. The record is from RefSeq and is a predicted model, not a curated record.
CGUAGAAACCAGGAAAUGAAAAUAAUGGACGUGAUGUGUUGGCGUUCUGAAAGAAAGAGGUGCAAAGUGCAAUAAAAACCUCACAUUAAUUCGUGUACAAACGGCAGUCGGGCGACUGGAAAAUGCAAAACAACAACGAAUAAGCAACCAAAUAACAAAACAUCAGUAAGAAGCAGGGAAGGAAGGAAACGAGGAAGGAAACGAGGCAGGAAGGAUGGGUAAGAAAGACGCCUCCCUGGCCCGGGCCCCCGUCGAUCAGUACCGCAAACAGAUCGGUCAACAGGACUAUAAGAAGAGCAAAUCAGCCCUGAAGGCCACCAGACAGCAGGCUGAAGCCAAGAAAAAUGCUCCUGGUAUAAAGGACAUCCUUCUGGUCAUCGUGGCCAUCCUGUUCUUCCUGCUCUGCGUGUACGCCUUCUUCUACCUUAACCUGAGCACUGAGCUGGACCUGGACGUAGACUGAAGCAGGGUGGGUGGAGGGAGCCGACGAGAAACACGGCCAGGGGGUCGUGACAUUCCUUUGACUGUUAUGCCUUGUUACUGGGUUGACCCCUGUACACACAUUUCCAAGCUAACACUUCCAACACACACUACGUGGUACACGGUUGCACCCUCACAGAUUUACACACACACACACACACAGACAGACAUUCAUAUCCACACUUGACCUCGUCGGAAUGGCCAUCUGUGAUGUCCCAAGUCAUUAAAGAAACUAGUCAGGCUCAAGUUUGGAGCGUGACUGAAGUAUGGGCAGACAAAUGUCCUCCUCCAGGACAUGACUCUCUGUCUAAUUGACACCACACCAAUGAUCCGUUGCCUAUGUGGGAGAUUCUCAAAAUGCAUUAUCAACUUCACUCUUCAAAAAAAACAAAACCUGUUUGUGCUACACUGAUUUUGUCUAAAGAGGAGAUGGACAUAUUUGUGCUCUCAUUUUUAGUCUUACAAUUCCCAGAGGGUCCUCUAGCUCUUCAGCCUGUACGUUACUGGUUGGUAAGGAGUCUGCAAGUCAUUGUCUACUGACUCACGUCCCUUUGUUUUUCUCGGACGAAUAGAAAAUGUUAAUCUUAGAUUCAUCCUGGAAACAAAGACAAUCACUCAUCUCGUACUGCCGAGCACAAUCCUCCACUUUCAGAUCUAGCGAUGAACAAAGUGUGAGAUUAGAGUGACAAAGAUGGUUUCUGAUUGAACGUGUGUUCGGAAUACCGACCAACACAUCUUGCUGUAGCUAGCUUCGACUGCAGCACUGAUAAGCAUUCGAAAAUAGGACCAUAUAUUGUUUUAACUAUGAUUCUUCCAAAAGGUAAAAAAGGUGGAAUGGGGAAGCUCUCCACACAUCUAAGACCUCAAAGCUCUCUCUCUCCUACUCCAUAGUUGCCCGCAAGGAAUGUUGUACAUUAUUGAACACAAAGGAUGAUCAAAAUAUUUGCCUUCGAAGCCUUGUUGCCUUGCCUCGUGCAAUGUAUGCUCAUUGUUUUAAGAUAAAAAAAACAUGACCUUCCAUUAUCAGCCUUCGCUCGGUAAGGGCCAAGGCUGAGUUGUGUCUUAUUGCCUGUUCUUUUGAGUGUGUGUGUGUGUGUGUUGGGGGUAGGGCGUUACUGGUUUGUACAAUCAAUAACAGUGUCGAUAUAUAUGCAUGAUUGUUUGAUUUUCCCAUUGCAAACAAAAGAGAUACUGUGCAACGCCUUUUUUUCUUGGUAAAUUCACACAUGAAGAGUGCAAAGCGGUGAAAAUGAAGACUUUGUGCUCGAUUUUUGGGGUAUGUUGAUAGGAUUUUCCCAACAGACCUUCAACAUAAUUAUGCUGCAAUAAAAUCACCUUUGUCUCUCUUACUGUGCGUCAUUCCUGUUGAGAUUUUAGUAACUUUGCCAAGAGGACAUGACAAAUGAUUUGAAAUAAAAGCCAUUUCUUAGGUGCAAAGUAUCUGCUGUGUUUGUAUAACUGACAUUUGAUUUUUUGAAAAAAGGUCAAGGUGAUUUAAAAUGUCUUCAUUCAAAGAGAUACUGUGUAACGCCUUUUUUUCUUGGUAAAUUCACACAUGAAGAGUGCAAAGCGGUGAAAAUGAAGACUUUGUGCUCGAUUUUUGGGGUAUGUUGAUAGGAUUUUCCCAACAGACCUUCAACAUAAUUAUGCUGCAAUAAAA